This is a messenger RNA of Perkinsus marinus ATCC 50983, 399 nucleotides long. RefSeq lists its product as hypothetical. The transcript has a single exon. NCBI's taxonomy places the organism in Eukaryota, Perkinsozoa, Perkinsida, Perkinsidae. The coding region runs from base 1 to 399 and encodes 132 amino acids. The record is from RefSeq and is a predicted model, not a curated record.
AUGUCCCUCAGCUUCCAGGAUCAGUAUACCACAACUUUCGCAGGUAUCUACAAAGGUUUCCACUUUUUAGCUCGUGGUGCACGCUAUCGAGUAGACGUCAUCGAGGAUCCCAAUCGAGUAGUGGUCUCCGUCGACGCUAUCAACUCUGAGCUCCGUGGCGAGUUGCGUAAACUCAACUGGUUGGGCGUCACUCAUCUCUACUUCACCUUUGAUCCCGACCGCAACGUGGUGAUGCUUGAGAGACACGGUUUGAUCGCUCACAUGCACAUCAGCCUCGGCUGUGCUGCCGCAAUCGAGACGCCUCCGAAGGAGCCAAGUGUUGAUCAGGAAGAUGCCCUGGGAGGGGACAAAGAGGUCGAUGAUUUCCUCUUCGAGCUCAUCAAGCUCCUCCUCAGCUAA